Molecule: messenger RNA, 1281 nt
Organism: Orbicella faveolata
Lineage: Eukaryota; Metazoa; Cnidaria; Anthozoa; Scleractinia; Merulinidae
Biological process (GO): regulation of apoptotic process
Source: RefSeq, a predicted model, not a curated record
AAUGCUUGGAGAGCGGGAGAAAAUUGUUCGAGAAUUCUUGCAAGGGCCCUGGCAAGAAAAUCUUUAAAGCUGGUGUACGAAGAAAAAUAUUCCGAGUCAAGGGUCUUGGCUGAGGAAGCGAAUAUGAUGGUGUCGACCAUGGAGAGCCCAGAAGAGCAGAUUGUUUGCCAGAAACGCAUUGCUGACUGUUUACUGUACGAGGACGGCUUACUGCACAGCAAGAAAGAGAAAUUAACCCCUGUUUGGAACACAAUCAUUGAACUGUGCCAGAGAAACCAGGAUAGCGUUCCUAGAAGUUCCUUUUAUCUUAGAUUUGUUUUUGCUGACAAAGCACGUCUGCAUCUUGGGUUUUCAAAGAACGGGUUUGAUUGUUGUCCAAGUAGUAUUUCAGAUCUUGAAGAAGCAGAACGAUGUGUUCAAAGGUUGGAGGAACCAGACUUGAAAACAGACUCUGAGGAUACCUACACGGACGCAUUUCGCUUGAUUUGCAAGAGCAAAAUUGCAUUUGACAAAAGCAAAGUGGCUGACGUUGCUGAAGAAGUGGAAACAUGGCGAGAGAAAUCAUUAUCGCUGUAUGACAAAGCGGCUGCAGCUUGUAGAAGCGCCAAAAACAAUGGAAUCUCGUUGAUGUUAUCGUCACUCAAAGAAUACCUAAGAAAAUGACAGAGAAAGUGGAAACUAGGUUUCAAUCGAUUUCUUUUAGUUUUUCUACUGAAAAGUCGAAAGCUGAUUACCAAAGAGAAGUUCUUGUAUUAAUUUGUUUGUUUUUAUCGAAGAAAGUGAAUCGUUGUGGACAUCUGUAAACAGACCUCACAAUUUCAAAGACAGUUUAUUGAAAUUAAGACUCGUUUAACUUGUUUCCUAUUUGUUACAAAAUAGCCACAUUGACUGUGAAUUUCAUAUCUUACAGCGAACUACUAGAUAUCAGAGAUCUAUGCCAGAAUAAGCAGUUUUUUGGUCAUCAUCAAAAUCUUAAUCGUAACACCAACUCAACACRGGAUACACCCGAGGUCACGUGAUGCACGCGGUUGGCGCGCGCUCUUUCAGUUUGCGCGGGUAACAAAGUUUCAGUUCAUUCCACAACGUUUCAUGUGCAAACAUGAACAAAGAUUUUUACCUCAGGGAAAUUGCUUAAACUCAACGAGGAGAAUGUGGUUCUUGGAGGUAAAACAAAGCACAGCCAUUUUUGAGCUAUUUCUUCCCUCAAAAUGGAAACAAAAAACUUGAAAACAAUUAGCAGCUAUUUUCAAGUUGCGGAGUCAUUGCUUCUGUCGUCCACAG